Molecule: messenger RNA, 2027 nt
Organism: Nothobranchius furzeri (turquoise killifish)
Lineage: Eukaryota; Metazoa; Chordata; Actinopteri; Cyprinodontiformes; Nothobranchiidae
Gene: bicdl2l
Product: bicaudal-D-related protein 2-like
Biological process (GO): vesicle transport along microtubule; Golgi to secretory granule transport
Source: RefSeq, a predicted model, not a curated record
UUGUGUUUGAUUUGCUCAGUGAGCAGGUGCUUUGCGUCAAGCUUUAAUAUUUCUGAUGGUAUCUAAGGGAUCAGGAGACCUUGCGUCUUUGUCUCAGGGCUGCUCCGGUAUGUGUAUGCGUCACGUGUUUGUUUAGCAACAAACGAGGAAGCACACUGAGACAGAUGGCUUGAAACCACAGCCUCCAGUGACAUCACAUCGUAUCAUGCCUGCAAGGUCGCACGUGGUUCAGGUAAAACCAGACAAGCGACAUUCUGAUGAAUCUCUUUGUCCCUCCCUCUUGUUUAAUUGUCUCUUUUUCCCAUGCGUGUGUUUAUUCCUCUCCACUUCGUCUGAGUGUUACUCCUGCCAAGGCGAUCAUGGAUUACUCUCAACCCUUCUCAGUCCUCAACGAGAGGCUGAGACCUCGAUCCUCUACCAAAGAGCAGCUCAUCUCUUCCUUGGGCAGACUGGAGAACAGAAAGCUCGACUCGUUCAGGAGCAAAUCCACAUCCUACACUCAAUCCAUGCUUCAGACAGAGCCAGAGCCAAAAGUCUCCAUAACAGAUCCAGAAGAUCUGGAGGAAACCAAAAGCUACGAAGAGGAAGAAGAGUUGAAGUGGACGAUGAGGAGAUGAGCACUGAUGACAGCAGCGUCACACAUUCUGAGGAGACAGACAGCGCAGGGGAGCUGGUUUCAGUGGGGACAAGAGACCCUUCAAAGUCUGAUGCAUCAAGUGAAGCAGAGGGCUCCUUCCAGAGGUCCUGCAUGGACAGAUCCCUCCCAGACCUGAUAAAGAGUGGCAGGCCGCUCUGCAGACGCAGAACCGUGGCGCAUGUCUCGGAGACGCUUAAGGAAGUGCGCAGAGAAGUGGAGCUGUCUCGGAGACGAAGUAUCAAACUCAAGGCCCAAGUGGACAAACUGCAGGAGAACAGAGACGGACCGGGCUGGAGCAAGCACAAGGAGAGCGUCACGGAGGAGGUUCUGUCGGUUCUGGGGUUGCUGCAUCCUCUGGUGGAGCCGGAGUUCAGCCAGCCAAAGCUCGGCGGCGGCGGGGAAAGCCGCCUGGAGACUGCUGUGGCCCAGCUGCAGAUUGUAGCUCGCAAACUGGUGAUCAGCCACAGCAAGCAGGAGUCCAAAUCUGGAACAGAGGACAGCGGUGUCCUCCAGCAAGCACUGAGGGACAGAGACGACGCCAUAGAGAAAAAGAAGGCGAUGGAGGCUGAGGUGCUGCGCAGUAAGACGGAGAUGAUGGUGCUGAACAACCAUCUGCUGGAGGCUGCACAGAAACGUCUGGAGCUCUCACUGGAGCUGGAAGCCUGGAAGGAGGACUUCCAGCGGCUUCUGCAGCAGCUGGUGCAGAUGCAGCAGCAGGCGGAUCAGGCCCAGAAGAAAUCUUCUCGCAUGGGCAUCCUGAGGAGAAUCAACAAGACACCCGUCCAGCGUCCGGCCAACUGCCCUCUGCCAGCGACAUCGACUCCUCCUACAACCAACUCCAAGCAGAUCUACAAGAUAGAAUCUGCAGGUUCUGCCUCUCCCACUCCCAGCAGCAGCAGCGGAGGAAGUGGGAGCAGCAAAGGCACCUGGAAGUUGAAAUCCAAAAAGAGCAGGAACAGUCGGCUUUGGUAUCAGGAGCAGGACUCAGAUCACUGCAAGUACGAUGACGGCUUCCAGGUCGUGUCACUGGACUAAAACGUUAACCUGAUUCACCGAUCUUACACUAAACCUUCCUGAAAACACUCAAAAGCAUCCUGCUCAUUGAGUUUGAGUUUACCAGUUUGAUACUAGAAAGCCAUCGGUCUGGGUAAGAGCAGGACUUCCCGAUUCUCACACUGAUGGAAAAUGCUGUUAAUGAACAUGUUAAUAUAUUUAGCAUUUUUCUGUGAAUUAGGAGCAAUGAAGUAGAUGGGUGGGUAGAUGUGGGUAAAAAAAACAAACAAAAAAAAAACAUCACAGGAACUUAAUUUAUAUAUUUUAAAUGAAGAUUUAAAUGUGUAUACUGGAAAACAUCUGGAUUUUAGAUCUACGUAAAAAAUAUAUCAGUGAA